Astyanax mexicanus (Mexican tetra) is the source of this 1634-nucleotide messenger RNA. RefSeq lists its product as uncharacterized. The transcript is spliced from 6 exons. The record is from RefSeq and is a predicted model, not a curated record. NCBI's taxonomy places the organism in Eukaryota, Metazoa, Chordata, Actinopteri, Characiformes, Acestrorhamphidae. Bases 355 to 1389 code for a protein of 344 amino acids.
UAAUUACCAUACACUACCUGUCACAAUUUGAUUUAUGACCCCUGAUUUAUGGCUUGAUUUAUGAUCUUUUGAUUUAUGGUUUACUUUAUGGUAUGCUGACUGACAAGGCUUGGGACAUGUCUGACUGACAGGCUGAUAUGUUUAUUACCCCACCAGAACCCCCCCACCCUUGUCUUCUGCCGCAGACGUCACCUCACACCCACCAGGAUGUAACUUGUUUUACGACCUACACAGGCACCCCUAAACAAACACCAGCCAUCACUAUCGGUAGGAGUGGUCUACGUGGCCUUGUAUAUAGAUGGCUCACAACUCUGUUGGAGAUGACCAUUCAGACGCUAGCCUGAAAAAACCACGAUGGACGCAAGCUUUCUUGGAACCUGUGAGCUGGAAACAAUCCAAGCCGUUCAAAAUAUUGAAGGUUUAUCUCAACUUUGUGAGGAGUCUGUGAACACAUCAGCGCAUGUGGACCCUCUUGCAGGUCUAAAACGCUUAGUGGAUAGUAUCACGCCACCCGGAUUCGACAAUUUGUACAAACAGCCAAAAAAUCCUCAACUACAGGAUAUAACCAACAACAAUGGAUACAGGAGAGCCUUUAAGCCGAACUUAACGAGCAGUCCGGAGGUGUUGCUUGGUAAACGUUGCAACAGGGGACCCUCUUCAAGCAGAAAACGCAUCAGGCUGGAAGACAGCUGUAUACUGUUAGAUACAGAUUUGAACAACGCUGGACAGUCUACGAAUGGAGAAAGGGUGUUGCACAACGAUGUCCAGGAUGUUUUAAACAAGGACGAAUGGUCGGAGGAUUUGACGGACAUCUGGGAUCAGAACAGUUUCAGCGAACCAGUCGAAAAAACUGUUGCUGCCGCACCACCGAAUGUUGGAAUAAAUGCUUCGGACAAACACAGAGACACUGACGCAAAUGAGUUACGAUCAAACCAAGAGCAUGAGCAUCAAGAUCAGGUAGGACCCGAUGGUGAUUUAAACAGUAUUGGCGAGGUUUUAACUGUUCUAAGACAGCUUUCUGAAGAAAACAGAAAAAUAUUGCUAGAUAACAAAACAAUCACAGAAUCAAACAGAAAACUAACAGAAGCUUGUAUUAAAACUUCCCAAGACAACGAAAGGUUAAAUGCAAAGAUAUCUCAAGAAAAUUUGAACAAUUUAAUUGAGCUACGUAGACAAUCUGCCAUUAACCGUAGACAUGAAAAAGGUAUUCAAGAGAUACACAAACAACUAAAUAUAUAUCUGGAUGAAUUUAGAAAGUUUGAUAUGUCUGGUAAUGUGUCAAAAGAUCAAUUCAAAUCUUUAAUACAAAUAAUGUUUAAAAUGCAAAAGGCGUUAGAGAUAAAAUUAUCGCCAUUUCAGCCUAUUGCGGGGCCAUCCUCUCGUGUUUAGUGUUGCCGAUAGUUAGAGGCUAGUGUUUUUCCACAUUGUUACAGAAAUCAUCAUUUUCACAUAUUUUCAAAUGUAUAUUUACAUCUAAAACAAGCAAUCAGACAAAUAUGGCAUCUAAAAGAUUUUGGGGGUCAGACAACAACCCGUGUGUUAGAGAUGAAUAUGAUUCAUUGAACCAGUUGUCUAUUGAUGAACAAUUGCAGCGUCUAAGCGAAAUGUAUGAGACGAAUGUUAACCCUAAUGUU